Messenger RNA from Cryptococcus wingfieldii CBS 7118, 1068 nucleotides. RefSeq lists its product as hypothetical. The transcript has 5 exons. Gene Ontology annotation, molecular function: mRNA binding. Lineage: Eukaryota; Fungi; Basidiomycota; Tremellomycetes; Tremellales; Cryptococcaceae. The record is from RefSeq and is a predicted model, not a curated record. Gene Ontology annotation, biological process: cytoplasmic stress granule assembly; P-body assembly. The coding region runs from base 1 to 1068 and encodes 355 amino acids. Gene Ontology annotation, cellular component: P-body.
AUGGCUCUGGAUUAUGACCAGUUCAAGGGAAAGCCUUUCCAGGUAAUCUCCAAGCUUGGUGUACGAUACACUGGUAUCUUUGACCAUAUCAGUCAGGAAGACCAGACCAUCUGUCUUGCUCAGGUGUACAACCAUGGUACCGAGGACCGUCCCACAGCUCGACAGCUGCCGGGAUCAACAAAAUCAUUAGGAUGGGUCAGGUUUAGGACGGAAUCCAUCGACUCAAUAUCGCUGGUGGAGAACUAUGUCGUCCCUGGGACCGAGCCGCAACCAGAAGAAGACCCCAUUCUUGCCUCUGUCUCGCAAGAUGCUCCAUCAUCUGUAGCACAACCACCUCAACACGCCAUUAGCCCUGCAGAACAGCGCUACGACCUUCCCGCGAAACCCUCAACCUCUGCCAUCUCUGCCGCUACCGCGCUUUCCCGCGUCGAGCGGUCCUUGUCUGAACUGUCCACCAACGACCACCCCCCUCGUCGUGGUUCCAACCAGGGCCAGCAAGGCUACGGAAACGGUUAUGGCAGAGGCUAUGGCAAGGAAGUGAAGCAGCCUGAAGUACCGGAUGCCGAGUUUGACUUUGCAAAGGCAAACGAGCGAUUCGAAAAGGAGCGGGAGGCGAUCAAGUAUGCGAGCGCCCAAGGCCCCGUGGUCAUCGGCGAAGUCGCUCCCAACCCUGCUCUUGCCCAAACACAAUCACCGCCCCCUCCCUCCCUCUCUGCUUUUCUCUCACCUCAACCGGAUCAGGCUGGUCCCAUUUCUCCCCCGGCGGCGGCAAAGUACCAGAAAUCGUCAUUCUUUGACAAUAUCUCGCACUCGACAGGGAAGGUCAGCCGGAACGAGGAACGUCAUCGUAACCUCGACACGUUUGGAGAAGCUGGUGGACCGCCUCCUGGUGCUUUUGCAGGCCAAGGACGAGGAGGUUUCGGCGGACGCGGACGGGGCCGAGGUGGAUAUGGUGGAGAACAGCAGGGGAGUUAUGGAGGGUAUGGGUAUGGGAAUAGGGGACGAGGGGGUUAUAGCCGGGGUGGUGGGAGGGGCGGGUAUGGUCAGCAAUCUGGAGGAGAUUUGUAA